AAAAACAUUUGUAUAAAUUAAAUAUAUUUCCAUGGUGAUGUAGUGCUUUGCUACCUUCGUGUGGUAUAUAACAACCAAAACGAUUCCGAUCAAACAGUAAUACCUGUCAUCCAAGUUAAGAUCAAAUAAAGAAACUAGCCGAUUCGCGUUAAAAGGGUUUUCUGGCAAUAAUGGAUGAAGAACCACACCUAACACUGACAUGGACGGAAAGCAGUAUUUUACAGGUGAUGCAAACUGUGUUAUCGGGGAUAGCCGUGAUACUGAACCUGUUGUAUCUCUUCGUCAUAAAAGCUAACGGUGAACGGCUAAACGCCACCGAAGUUCUUCAAGCAUGUAAAACAUUUCUGAUUCUGGCUACACUUCUCAUCACCAUGCCCAUGCAGAUCAUUGUUGUAAAUGGAAUCAAGCCAAACAAUCUAUCCAUAUGUCUCCUAAAAGACUUCAUGGAAAAGCUUCUGUUGGAUGCGUACCCCUUUGCAAUAAUGGCAGUCGCAAUAACUCGGUUCAGAGUUAGUAUGUGCAGAGGAAAUUCGGCAAUUCUAGUCACAAAUAUGUCCGCUAUUGUUACGUUUGCUCUUUGCCUUCUACCUACUUUCAUAUCAAGUUGUUCUAUGCUCUUUCUCUACUUCUACAAUAACGUGUACAAAAUAGACAGCAGAAAUGAUGAUCCGAAAGGAGAAAGUGUUAACGAAUGUAGAGAGGAUUUCAAUAGUAUGGUCAGAACGUUCCUCGAUGGUGUAUUCAUAGCAUUUGGAGUGAUACCUGUAAUUGUUACGAUAAGUAUUUACUAUCUGAUCAACCAUAAAGUAUCCCAUUACAGAUCUAAAACAAGCGUUGUCCUUACUGGACGAAGGCGCUGCAAGAGCACUGCGUUUGGUAUGCGUGAACAUAACAUGAAGGCGUCCAUGAUUUUACUGAUAACGAUCUUUCCAAUUACAUGGUUUUUUUAUAUGUUCCUUGCAGUUUUUAACAUUUAUCAUCCGGUUAAGCUAGUUUCGUUUUGUUUGAUAUUAUGGAAGCCGUUAUUAUUUGUUAUCCACCCACUUGCAGAAGGACUUCUUCUACAACAAAAACGGUACAAAAUUGUCAGGUUUUUUGCUGAAUACAAUGCCUGUAAACAAAAGGAACAUCAGAAAGUUAAUCCCAGGGUUGAAGUAUCGCCUGACUCUCCUGGCAUGAGACCUUCUCCAUUUGGUUCAUCUCAGAGCUAUGUAAAAAAAGAAAAUAUUGAAACAUUAUCAUUAUCGUCAAACAGUCAAAGAAGAUACAGCUCAUCAUCGAUCACUGAAGAUGUUAAGCUUAAAGAGGAAAUAUUUGAAGAAAGUAUCACACCACCCACCUGUCUCCACACCAGACGUACAGGUCAUCCCAUAGCAACGGUCUCUUUUACUGAGGUAAAUGCGGAGGAGGAGAAAAAUGAGGUAAAACCUGCGUCUGCACCUUCAUUUAUACAUGUUCAUAGUUGUUUUUCACAAGCGAGAGACUCUCAUUCUAUCUCGCCAUACCGACUACGAUGUGCUUUUGUUAACAACUCAUUAAUUGGCGAUAAAUUUGAUGAAGUAUUAUCAACUAAAACAUUUCAAUAUCCCAAAUCAUGUCUGAAGUCUUCCAAACAGAAACAAUCGGGAACGUUUUCAGACAAGCGUGCGUCGUUAGGCUCGUUAGGCUCCUACUUUCUACAGAAAGAUGUAUCGCCUUGCGCUUUCUCGCCAAUCCGUUUAAGCGAUCAUGUAGACGUAUCCCAACGAUUUUCCUCUAAACAUUCCGUUAGAUUUAUGUCUUCCCCAUUGCGAGAGAAAACAUAUGAUAACCAGGAAUCAAAAAUGAAACAAUAUUCGAACCUGAUAUCAGAACACUUUUAAAUAUGAUGUUCGAAUUAUUCUUUUUGUGAAUACGUAAACGAUGUUGCAAUGAUAUACGAUUCAUGCCAAGUGAUUCUGAAGGUGGUCAUAUCCCUGAAGGAUCUGAUCUAGAUGCAUACUUGUUAAGUUCAAUGUUGUUUUUGCAGAUGCAAGUUUCGUCAAUAUUUCUUUACUAGGGGAAUUUCUUAACUUGAAGUUUUUCAUUACAAAAUUAAGGGAAGGUUCGAUAAAUCAAAUUUACCCUGACAACAUGUUUGUUUGAUUUGUAAGGAUGUAUAUAGGCAAGAAUUAAUGAAUUACAGAAUGAAUGAAUUACACGAUGAAUGAAGAGCGGAUAAAAGAAUUAUUAAAUUUAAUGAAUUACAGAUUUACAGAAUUAAUGUACUACAGAAUGAAUGAAUUACAGAAUGAAUGAAAUACAGAAUGAAUGAAGAGUGGAUGAAGGAGUUAUAAGAAUUAAUAGAUUACAGAUUUACAGAAUGAAUGAAUUGUGGUGAAUGAGAGCCCUCUUGCAAGAGGACACUUAUUUGUACGGAUACUGAAUCUAGGGUCCCAACCUUGGCAGCAGUCUAUACAUGCAUGAAUGCCUGAAAAAAAUUUACCAUGAAAAGGGCAUUCCUUCGUUUGGAUAAAUUUUAGGUCGUCAAAAUCAAACUUACUGUAAACAAUUUUUCCCAUGUAAUAAAAUUUAUAAUCUUAACAUUAAUACGGCAGUUUUACUCUCAAGAUAAACCAAAGAUCUUCGAGUAUUUAGUCCUGAAAAUUCUUAAUUCGACCCGAAGUACCACUAAUUGCCGCAAAGACAUAUGGUAUUUGUCUACAAUACGUAUAUUUUUCCUGUACAUUUCGGCAUUAAUAUCAUUACUUGUAGGCACAAACACUUAUGUAAUCAUCGUUCGGACAUAGAUUUUAUCAAUAGAAAUUGUGCACGUUUCUCAUGACCGAACGAAGGAAUAUUUGAAUGUUUAACGUAGAAAAAUUGAAAGCGAAAUCCUUAGGUUAAGUAACGUUGAUAAAACCAGGGCCUAAUCUAUAUGUAGACUUGUUCAGUUUAACAUAUUUUUAGAAGACAAUGUGAGUUUAUGCAACAGAUUGAAUUGUUGGAAGGUUUGCUUCUUAAGUUCCCCUUGAAAUAAGUGUGGGAAAGGAGGUUCAUAUAAGCUUAUGUUUUGAACUGUUUUAUGUAAAUCUCAGAAACCACUCCCCUACCGUCUCUCAAAAAGAUGAUGAGCGUGUCUUUUAAGAACAUAACCCCCCUCCAAAAAAAAUUUGCAGAUUUUGUAUCAAUGAUGUUCCUCAAUACUCUGUAUUAAAAUGUCCAAAAGUGAAGAGACUUUAAAACAUAUCGGGGAAUCGGGAACGCCAAUUUUCAAACAAACAUCUACAGCAGCAACACUUUCGUUCUUCGUCAUUUUUCAUCAAAACAUAUCCGUUUCCUUAUACAUGGAUACUCUCCUUUAAACAUCCACAGUAAUUAAUUGUGCAUUCCAUCAUCAAAUUAUACUUUCAUAGCAAAUUUGUCUAAAGUUGACAGAUAUCCAGCUCUGACCAAAUUUAAUUUGCCCAAAAGUUACACAAUAUCUCUCGAUAUAUUCCGGAUAGUACCAGGCAAAGUUAGGUGAAUAGGGAGCGAUGUUAUUUCCGCAAUCAAUAUUUUUGGCACAUUACUUGAAGAACAAAACAUGUAUAAUGUCGUGUCAUGGUAAGUUUAAGUUUAUUUAUACUUUAUAUGGGUAAAUAGGGAACAACCAAACAGUCCUUGUGUAUAGAAAGUUGAGUCAAGGAUAAAAUGUCUGGCAGCCACUGAUUCGCCAGUAUGUUAUGAAGUAAGAAAAUAGAUAUGCAUUGUGGCAGAAUUUAGAGAGGAAUUUAGAUUCAGGAGGGAUUGAUAAUGAAAAUAUGACCCAUGUAGAGUUUUAAGGAGGACCAUAGACCAGGGAAGAUACGGACAUACAUUUUGUAUUUCAAUGGUAGCGGUAUAUAGCGUGGCUCGGGGUCCGGUGGUAUGUCUGGUUGUACUUUUGGCACUACCCCGGUUCAAUGUGUGGUGGUGUGUCUGGUUGUUCUGUUGUCAAUACCCGGGUUCGGUAUUCGGUGACGUGUUUGGUUGUUCUGUUGUCACUACCCCGGUUCAGUGUUUGGUGAUAUAUCUGAUUGUUUUGUUGUCACUAGCCCGGUUCCGUGUCCCGGGUUGGUGUUUCGACUCUUUUAUCUAAAUAAUGUCUCUAUUCCUGAUGUUUUUCUUCAUUUUUUUUUUUUUUU
Pecten maximus is the source of this 4124-nucleotide messenger RNA. RefSeq lists its product as uncharacterized. The record is from RefSeq and is a predicted model, not a curated record. The transcript has 2 exons. Gene Ontology annotation, cellular component: membrane. Bases 171 to 1862 code for a protein of 563 amino acids. Lineage: Eukaryota; Metazoa; Mollusca; Bivalvia; Pectinida; Pectinidae.